UGGACCCCACAGCCAGUGCCCAUCAACAGAGCUCUCUAACUGUUCUAUGGCUGUAGAAGCAGGCAGAAUGCCAGAGUCUCCUGGUGAAGUUCCCGAAUAUCCUUUGUUUGUCACAGUUGGUGACUGGCUGGAUUCUAUAAAGAUGGGACAAUAUAAGAAUAACUUCAUGGCAGCAGGGUUUACGACUUUUGACCUAAUUUCAAGAAUGAGCAUUGAUGAUAUUAGAAGAAUUGGAGUCAUACUCAUUGGACACCAGAGACGAAUAGUCAGCAGUAUCCAAACUUUACGUUUACACAUGAUGCACAUACAAGAGAAAGGAUUUCAUGUAUGAAAGUACUACAAGCACUUGUGUUUUGUGCCUCAGCAUUUCUAAAGUGAAAGAUAUCCUCUCUACUACCCUCUCUUCCGAUUCUCCAAACAUCACUUCACAAACUGCAGUCUCCUGUUCAGACAAUGGGCACACACCUUUUGUUUAUGCUUCCAACCCGGAUUUUAAAAUCACGCCUCAUAGCUCCUCUCUGAGUUACCUGCAAAUGAAACCCUGGCCCACUGCAGAUUACCACUACACAAUGGUAAAUAACUCAGCAUGGAUGUGCAACUUUGUACAACAGUAUUUGGGAAGUGUUCACAAACUUAACCUAAAGGAGUUUUCCCCGGUGUGGCUUCCUUAAUGAUGGAUGUAUUUAGAGUUUGAUGAUAUAUGAAAAAGAAAUAGUUGACCUUUCUUUCAUGUUUUGUGAUCAGGUAGCUUCCAAACUGACAUAAAUAUGUUUUAGAUAAUUAUAUUCAACUCUGUGGAUCAUAUUGUUACUUUAUUUUAUAAUAGUUUAACUGUUAAUGCCUGAUGUUGUUAGACUUAUUUGCAGCAAUGACCAAUGAUUUCAUUUGGUGAAUUCUUGCCAUAUGUGACUGCGCUAAGAAGGGGGUCAUCAGGGAGGAAGAGGGAGAAACACUCUGUGCUUUUCAAUCUUCUAAGGCUGAGUUUGUCUAUUCUUUUAAAUUGACCUUGUAGUGUCCUACAUAUUUCGUAAUAAGUGGUAGUUUAGAGGCUUUUCCCCUUUAAUUUUUACUAACUACAUUACUCUCCUACAUUAUGAAGCUCACCCCAGAAAGAUCAAGAGUGAGUCCAGUGUUCUAAAGGCUUUCAUAGAGGAAGCAUGAAAUAAAACCAUGUCUGUUCCCUUGGUUCACCCUCAUAAGUUUGCAAAAGCAAUUUUCAAAGCAUUGAUAAAAUUAAUUAUUUUCAGGGGAAUUGCUUUGAAAAACAGAUCUAAGAUUAUAGCCUUAGAUAUAAUGUAAAGAAGAUUAAUUUAAACAGAAUUUUAUGAUAGCUGUAUGAGGGCCCCAAGAAUAAAUACAUUUGGCUGACAGUCUGAUAUUGGUGCAUUUUGCAAGUUUAAGAACUUUUAUAUUUUGUUCAUGAAAAAUAAGUUAGUUACAUGAACAUGCUGAGCUGUUUUCCGAACCUCUCAAGAGACAAGUAUGUCACUGCAUGUUCCAAAGGUAUGAACAGACCUAAAACAUGAGUGUAUAUAAAUUGUGUGUCAACCUGAGUCCAUAACAUAGUAACAUAAAAAUGUGAACACAGCUAUAGAGUAUUGUCAUAAUCUUCUCAGAGGCUGCAAAAAAAGGCAAAUACAUUUUUCAGUGAAUUAAGCUGAGUCAAUUUAUCAAAAUAGUACUGCUUGGUGAAUAAAUUCAAUUGUAAAAUCAGCUGUUGCCUGAGAAACUAAAAAAAAAAAAAAAAGGCUACUGUGCUAGGUGUGGAAGAGUAGGGAGAAUGUGUUAAGACAGAGGAAAAGGGGCAGGUUAUCUAAAGAUGCUGAUUUAAUAAGUCGGUUUUUCUUUGAUUUAAGAGAUAAAGGUGCCCAAACCACAUUCUCCAAUUCCUACCUAAAUUACAUUUUUUGCUAAUAGUAGCUGUCUUGCUAUUAAAGGAGACUCACUCUUUCUUUUAUUCUUCUUUUAAGAUUUGUUGACUGUCCCAUUAGACUAGACCCUUCCACAUACAUUUCUUUUGCUGAUUUAUAUCCCAAUUUUUGCCUACUGCAGCUUAAUUUUUUCUCAUUUCAAAUAAAAAUUGUAUAGAACUAGAAGGAAGAGUCUUUAAAGUAUUCCUUAAAGUAUAUUUAAAAAAAGAAAAAAGUGAGAAAUUCAUCACUUUUUAAGUAAGUGUGUCAGAAAUAGCAACAUUUUCUACCCAUCACUUGCAUGGUCAUGCAUCACUCAUACACUAUCUGCAGUUUGCUUGAUACAUUUACACAAAUCUGGAUACAUUUAGAGGAAAUAUAAAAUUUCCAUAUUUACUGUCUUCAAAUAUAUAUUAAAUAAGAACAGAUGUAAAACAGAUUAAAUUUAUUAAUCAUAUAUAUUUAUUUUUAUAAUACAACAAAAAAGGUAUUUAGAAACAUAAGGAAUAGAAUAAUUAUGGUCUUCCAUAGGACUCUGUCAGCAACAUCUGUAUACUUUGAUGAAAUAAAUUCUAUAAAGUAUUUAAACUUCUUUGAGAUGGGCAUUCAGUACUUGAAAGA
Molecule: messenger RNA, 2531 nt
Organism: Lynx canadensis (Canada lynx)
Lineage: Eukaryota; Metazoa; Chordata; Mammalia; Carnivora; Felidae
Product: ephrin type-A receptor 6-like
Exons: 3
Coding region: 47-331 (94 amino acids)
Biological process (GO): axon guidance
Cellular component (GO): neuron projection
Molecular function (GO): transmembrane-ephrin receptor activity; protein binding
Source: RefSeq, a predicted model, not a curated record